AUGUCGGCAUCUGCGAUGGAAAAACAUCUUUUCAACCUGAAAUUCGCUGUGAAAGAUCUUGAACGUAGCUCAAAAAAGUGCGAAAAAGAGGAAAAAGCUGAAAUCGCCAAAACCAAAAAGGCAAUCCAGAAGGGAAAUGCCGAGGUAGCCCGAAUUCACGCUGAAAAUGCAAUCCGUCAGAAGAAUCAAGCCUUGAAUUACUUGCGAAUGAGUGCGCGAGUCGAUGCAGUUGCAUCUCGUGUUCAAACUGCCCUCACAACGCGAAAGGUCACCACAUCGAUGGCUGGCGUCGUAAAAGCCAUGGAUGCGGCGAUGAAAGGCAUGAAUUUGGAAAAAAUCUCGACGCUGAUGGACAAAUUCGAGACACAAUUCGAAGAUUUGGAUGUGCAAAGUUCGUAUAUGGAGAAUACGAUGUCACAAACGACGACAACUUCCGUGCCGCAAGGCGAUGUCGAGCAAUUAAUGCAACGCGUUGCCGACGAAGCAGGUUUGGAAUUGAAUAUGGAGAUGCCAGCAGGUCCUCAGGCAUCAACUUUGGGCGCAUCGACACAAGUUUCGCAGGAACAGGACGAAUUAUCGCAACGAUUGGCACGACUUCGACAAGCGGAAUAAGAAAAAUGUUGAUUUUUGGAUUUUUGCAAGGCUAAAUUACUCCCUCAAUCCUCCUUUAUGGAAUCUUUAGAUGCUUUCACGAUAGCACGAGGCAUUAUUUACUAAUAAAUGUUCAAAAAAGUCAAAAUUUGAUU
Molecule: messenger RNA, 746 nt
Organism: Culicoides brevitarsis
Lineage: Eukaryota; Metazoa; Arthropoda; Insecta; Diptera; Ceratopogonidae
Gene: Chmp1
Product: charged multivesicular body protein 1b
Exons: 3
Coding region: 1-612 (203 amino acids)
Biological process (GO): late endosome to vacuole transport; protein transport; endosome transport via multivesicular body sorting pathway
Cellular component (GO): ESCRT III complex; multivesicular body
Source: RefSeq, a predicted model, not a curated record